AAACGAAACGAAACGUCAACAUUAUUUGUCAUCCGUUGUACGUACGCGUAAUUUAUAUCCUUUUUGUGGAGAGAGUGAAAAUAAUCGUAAAUUUUGUGUAAUACAAAGAUAAAUAUUGGUGUACUUAAGUGAUUUAUAAAAGAAAUUAUCUAUUUCAACAAUGGGUGACGCGUGCCAGGCUUGCCUUGCCCGGGUGCCCCAUGCCACACUCAUCGCAACGAUUAUGUGUUGCCUGGGCGUGGGUGUGUUCUGCGGGACUAUGUACCGGGGCUCUGCUCUUUCAAUACUAAUGUUUGACGAAGUAUUUCACUUCCGAUUGAUAUGGAUUGAAGCGCUGCAAAUGAUAUUCAUAGUGGGCAGUGCCUGUAUGGCAGCUCUGGGCUUCAUGCUUUUGUGUUUGGGUUGUUUGACAACAGGCGCCACCAGGCAGAAAGUAUACCGGGCCUGGAGAGCCCGUGUCGGAGGCCGGAUAUCCUGCGCCGUGUUUAUGAUCAUAACAUACAUUUUGACUUUUGUAUGGAUUAUGUUACUAGGAUUUCUAGUUAUUACGACAUUCUUAUUUACGAUAUUCUGGAAACUUUGUUCGAAACCGAAAAACAUCGACUUAUCGACGUGUAUUGACUUUACUCAAUUUGAUUUCAUGUUCCCUUCAAGUGUCAAGCAAGAGGAUAUGAGAAUAUGUGAGGCACACAAAAUAAAGUUGUUCUGCAAAGACUAUGUAGAGAAGGCAGAAUUCAUGUUCAUUCUGGCGAUGGUGUCAUGCAUACUUGUAAUACUGAGCUUGGUCCAUUACUUGAUGUGCCUGUCAGCUAACUAUGCCCACAUCCGAGACCAUGAGAAGUUCCAGGAGCUGCAGGAGCUGCAGUACUUGACCAACCCGGACCUGCAUGCCUCUAAAGAUCGUUUCUAGUAUAUGGCCCGCGCACCUCUACUGCGCUCCCUAGAAGCUACAACUAAAAUGUGACAAAGUUAAACAAUUGACUGUACUUUUAAUAAAUUUUGGUGUUCACUGACAAAUUGAAAAUAUUGAAAAGACUGACAUUCAGUGAAUGGUUACUGCAAGAGUGUAGCUAUCUAGUUGUAACUAAACAUGUACCUAUUGUAUUUCACAUAUCUUAUUUCUCAAUGAAUUAUUGAUUCUGUCCACACUUUAGAACAUUCCUUUGUUUAGAUGUUUACGGAGAAUUUGUUAAAGAGAAGCAAAUAUUUCAAUGUUUAGGUGCUUAUCUAAGUAUUACUUUGUCUUUGUUUAAUUGACUUGUAUUAGUAACCUAGUAAGUGUAUUGUUGUAAGAUAUCACUAUAAUUAUAUGUCAACGGGACAUACCUUAUUAUUGAUGUGACCUUUUAAAUAAUAUCUAUACAAUAUUUAUAAAUUAUUUUCGACAAUUGUUCUUUAUUGUUGCUUAUGUCUUUGUAUGACUACUGUACAAACAAAAGAACAUUGAUAAACAAUAUCUGACAGUGAUAUCACUUAUUUUUGCAAUUGGACAUGUUUUUGUUCAAAGUUUAGUACAAGGAAUUAUAUAUUUUUAUUUAUAAAAUUUACUGGAAGACUCAAGUGUUUAUAUGCAGGUGUAAGAAACCAUAAGUUGUUCAUUUAAUUAAAGCAAAUAGUUAGUUGUAAGUAAUUAAAUUAGUAGACUGAAAUUUUUAUCACUUAUCAAACCUUAAUUUUGAAGUUUUACUUAUUGUCAAAAAUGCAUUUAAUCCUAAUACAGUAAAACUUCUUGGUAGCUAUUCUAUAAUGUGCAUCUAUUUGAGCAGCAAUUUUUACAAAAUAAUAGCUUUUCUGAGUACUCUUAUUUUUAAACUGUGUAGACUUCAGAGCAGUUUUAUCUUAAUACUAUAAAAAUAAAUUCUAUAUUAAAUUACAAGCCAGUUUAUCAAAAAUACAAAUGUAUAUUUUUAUUGAAUUUUAUGAUGCCUACGAAAAUAUGCCAUAGUCAAAUCAACUUUUUAUUUUAAACAUUAUUUGGAUUGGAAAGUUGCAUUUAUUUUGUUGAUACUAGGAAAUACUUUUAUAUUAAUUAUAUUGACGAUUUUGUACACCUAUACUAGUACCUACGUAAUGUUAAGUUGCACUUAAAUAUGUAAGUGAAAAUGUAUGAAAUCAGUUAGGUUUUAUAAUAAAUGUUCGUUUUUUUAUAAA
Molecule: messenger RNA, 2151 nt
Organism: Spodoptera litura
Lineage: Eukaryota; Metazoa; Arthropoda; Insecta; Lepidoptera; Noctuidae
Gene: M6
Product: neuronal membrane glycoprotein M6
Biological process (GO): neuron projection development
Cellular component (GO): plasma membrane
Source: RefSeq, a predicted model, not a curated record